Messenger RNA from Trematomus bernacchii (emerald rockcod), 3064 nucleotides. RefSeq names its product cullin-5. Bases 52 to 2439 code for a protein of 795 amino acids. Gene Ontology annotation, cellular component: Cul5-RING ubiquitin ligase complex; SCF ubiquitin ligase complex. NCBI's taxonomy places the organism in Eukaryota, Metazoa, Chordata, Actinopteri, Perciformes, Nototheniidae. Gene Ontology annotation, molecular function: ubiquitin protein ligase binding. The record is from RefSeq and is a predicted model, not a curated record. Gene Ontology annotation, biological process: SCF-dependent proteasomal ubiquitin-dependent protein catabolic process; protein ubiquitination. The transcript is spliced from 19 exons.
CGCUGCGUGUAGUUCUCGCGAGAUUUCACGAGAGGAUAAGUUGAAGGGAACAUGGCGACGUCUCAUUUGCUAAAGAACAAAGGCUCCCUUCAAUUCGAGGACAAAUGGGAGCUGAUGCGUCCGAUCGUGCUGAAGCUGCUGCGGCAGGAGAGCGUCACCAAGCAGCAGUGGUUCGACUUGUUCUCAGACGUCCAUGCUGUGUGUCUUUGGGACGACAAAGGUCCCGCUAAGAUCCACCAGGCGCUCAAAGAGGACAUCCUAGAAUUUAUCAAACAAGCACAAGCACGGGUGCUGAGUCACCAGGACGACACGGCGCUGCUGAAAGCGUACAUUGUGGAGUGGAGGAAGUUCUUCACUCAGUGCGACAUCCUCCCAAAGCCCUUCUGCCAGCUGGAGAUCACUCUGAUGGGGAAGCAGGGCAGCAACAAGAAGUCCAACGUGGAGGACAGCAUCGUCAGAAAGCUGAUGCUGGACACGUGGAACGAGUCGAUCUUCUCCAACAUUAAGAGCCGGUUACAGGACAGCGCCAUGAAGCUGGUUCACGCUGAGCGGCUCGGAGAAGCCUUCGACUCUCAGCUGGUGAUCGGAGUGAGGGAGUCGUACGUGAACCUGUGCUCGAACCCAGAGGAUAAGCUUCAGAUCUACAGAGAUAACUUUGAGAAAGCGUACAUGGACUCGACCGAGAGGUUCUACAGAACUCAGGCUCCGGCUUACCUGCAGCAGAACGGGGUCCAGAACUACAUGAAAUAUGCUGAUUCGAAGUUAAGAGAAGAAGAGAAGCGAGCGCUGAGAUACCUGGAGACGAGAAGAGACUGUAACUCUGUUCAGGCUUUAAUGGAGUGUUGUGUGAACGCUCUGGUCACCUUGUUUAAAGAGACCAUUUUGACCGAGUGUCCCGGGAUGAUCAGACGAAACGAGACAGAGAGUGAGUACGGCCGGACGAACCCCACCAAAGGCACAGCAAGCUCAGAGCUGCACCUGAUGUUCUCUCUGAUGGACAAAGUGCCGAGCGGCAUCGAGCCGAUGCUGAAGGACCUGGAGGAUCACAUCAUGAGCGCUGGACUCGCUGACAUGGUGGCAACAGCAGAGACAAUCACUUCUGACUCAGAGAAAUACGUGGAGCAGCUUCUCACGUUGUUUAACCGUUUCAGCCGCUUGGUGAAAGAAGCGUUUCAGGACGACCCGCGCUUUCUCACCUCUCGAGACAAAGCGUAUAAAGCUGUUGUGAACGACGCCACUAUUUUUAAAUUAGAACUUCCUUUGAAGCAGAAAGGGGUCGGUCUGAAAACCCAACCAGAGUCAAAGUGUCCGGAGCUGCUGGCCAACUACUGCGACAUGUUGCUGAGGAAAACCCCGCUCAGCAAGAAACUCACGUCUGAGGAGAUCGAGGCAAAGCUCAAGGAAGUGCUGUUGGUGUUGAAGUACGUCCAGAACAAAGACGUGUUCAUGCGUUACCACAAAGCUCACCUGACGAGACGCCUCAUCCUCGACAUCUCAGCCGACAGCGAGAUCGAGGAGAACAUGGUGGAGUGGCUCAGGGAAGUGGGAAUGCCGGCUGAUUACGUCAACAAGCUGGCGCGGAUGUUUCAGGACAUCAAAGUGUCCGAGGACCUCAACCAGUCUUUUAAAGAAAUGCACAAACACAACAGGCUGACUCUACCAGCGGACUCUGUCAACAUUAAGAUCCUGAACGCUGGCGCCUGGUCUCGAAGCAGCGAGAAAGUGUUCGUGUCUCUUCCCACUGAGCUGGAGGAUCUGAUCCCAGAGGUGGAGGAUUUCUACAAGAAGAACCACAGCGGCAGGAAGCUGCACUGGCACCACCUCAUGUCCAACGGCAUCAUCACGUUUAAGAACGAGGUGGGUCAGUACGACCUGGAGGUCACGACCUUCCAGCUGGCGGUUCUGUUUGCGUGGAACCAGAGACCGAGAGAGAGGAUCAGCUUCGAGAACCUCAAGCUGGCCACAGAGCUGCCGGACGCCGAGCUCAGACGCACUCUCUGGUCUCUGGUGGCGUUUCCCAAACUGAAGCGUCAGGUUGUGUCCUACGACCCGCCGGUGACGUCGCCUAAAGACUUUGACGAGGGAACGCUGUUCUACGUCAACCAGGAGUUCUCCCUCAUAAAGAACUCGAAGGUCCAGAAGAGAGGGAAGAUCAAUCUGAUUGGUCGACUGCAGCUCACCACGGAGCGAAUGAGAGAAGAGGAGAACGAGGGCAUCGUGCAGCUCAGGAUACUGAGGACACAGGAGGCCAUAAUCCAGAUCAUGAAGAUGAGGAAGCGCAUCAACAACGCUCAGCUGCAGACGGAGCUGGUGGAGAUCCUGAAGAACAUGUUUUUACCACAGAAGAAGAUGAUCAAGGAGCAGAUCGAGUGGCUCAUCGACCACAAGUACAUCAAGCGGGACGAGACAGACCUAAACACCUUCAUCUACAUGGCGUAGCACUUAAAUUCUGGCUUUAACUUCUGCUAAACCCCGGACCUGAUGGACUCUUCCAGGAUCCCCGUCCUCUAUUUAAAAAUAAGGCAUACGUUUUAUUUAAAGAGUAAAAAGACUUCCUGCCUUACGGUUGUACAGAGAUGACAGAAGUGGUUUUUAAUGCGUCUGCUGUCCAGAUGAAGCUGUCUAAUGUUUGUUUUUCGUCGUCUGGAUCGCUGCUAAAACACUCCCCGAUCAAUGCAAGUCUUCAAAGGCAUGUUGGCAGGAAAGAGGAGGAACUCAAAAUACCUGCAGAACACCUGAACCCUGAACUCCUCACCGUGCUAACUGCAGAUAAUCCCGACGUUAAGUGUGUACAAAGAGCCACGUAAACACUUCACAGGUUGCAGAACUGAACAGCAACGAAUCAUAACUCCUCCUUCUGUUGCCGGGUAGAAAAAGAAAUUAUGAAAUCAGUAAAAGGGGAAACUCGAGCUUGUGUUUGUGCGACUGCUCUCUCUUUUCUUUCUGCAGGAAACCCGGGAAAAGGAGGCAGAGGUCAGUAUUACACAUGGUAAAUACUACAGUACAAAGCUUUAGGAGAGUGAACCAUGAGAUGUGAAUAAUAAAACGAUUAAAUAAAACAGCA